AUGUCAGGAACGGCUUCACCUCGCAGCGGUCGUCCGCUGACGACCUCCUACGUGGACUUGAUGAAGCCAGACGAAGAUUGGAGAAACCUGCCUGAUGCCGCAGAGAGAAGAAAGAUCCAAAACCGUCUUGCUCAACGGGCAUAUCGACGUAAUAUGCGGGAUAGAACGAAGGAGGUUGAGAGGUUGAAGAAACAACUCCAGCAGCUCCAAGAGACAAUGAGUUCAGAUCCUUCCACCACGCCGCCUCCUGAACACGAACUGGCUUCUGGCGGGCGGAGCCCAUCCAGCUUGGGCGAGACGGCGACUGGGGGAUCUCGGCGGAUGAGCGGUUAUGUACAGACCUGGCCCCAUACUUCAGGGACUGAACAAAUGGGCGGCCUCGCAUUGACAUCGACUGGGGAAACGUCGGUUAACUUCGAUGCGGCGGCCUUCUUUCCGCAGCUACAGUCCCACGAUGUUGUGCCGGAGAUGGCAUCAGCCGCUACAUCCAGCCGUCGGACUCGUGCCCUUACGAGCAGCGUGACUCCCGGCCCGGCCCGGCACCAGUCCCAUCUUCGGAGCAACAGUAUUCCACCCAUAUACACGUCCAACUGCCCCAGCCCCAUGCCCUGGCCACCAGCCAGCACCGCAGGCGGCCAUGACUCUAAUAGCUUCCACGUGUACAGCAACCCCGAGGAAAUGUCGCUCUACCAUCUCGAGUCGCCUUACGCGCUGGAUGAUGGGACAGCAACCGCAACAGCAUAUGCCACCUCGCCGGAUUCCGAUCUCAACAGCCCCGCGAGCUGGUCUCCCCUGGACAGGAAAACAUCCACCAGACCAGGGAGCUCAUCCCUGGCCUCCACGUUCUUGUCCAAUGUCAGUGUCGCGGAACUCUCAGAGAUGCAGAAUUCCUUGCCGGAAACCUCGGCCCCGCUCCUGCACUUCGCAGUUGCCAGUGGUCACAUGGACACUCUGCGGCUGCUCCUUCAGCGAUACGACGUCAACAUCAACGGUCGGGAUCACACAGGAUAUACGGCGCUCCAGCGGGCUGUCAUGAACGGGCGUACCGACAUGGCCGCGUUGCUUCUGGAACGCGGUGCCGUCGUUGAUGGCGAUGACAACUGGACGGCAGAAGCUCUCGACCACGUGAAGAUGAAAACUCGGUGA
Messenger RNA from Anthostomella pinea, 1146 nucleotides. The record is from the annotation of a GenBank genome assembly. NCBI's taxonomy places the organism in Eukaryota, Fungi, Ascomycota, Sordariomycetes, Xylariales, Xylariaceae.